Messenger RNA from Calliphora vicina (urban bluebottle blowfly), 1770 nucleotides. RefSeq names its product pickpocket 24 (gene ppk24). Gene Ontology annotation, biological process: sodium ion transmembrane transport. Gene Ontology annotation, cellular component: plasma membrane. The record is from RefSeq and is a predicted model, not a curated record. NCBI's taxonomy places the organism in Eukaryota, Metazoa, Arthropoda, Insecta, Diptera, Calliphoridae. The transcript has 10 exons. Gene Ontology annotation, molecular function: ligand-gated sodium channel activity. Bases 1 to 1770 code for a protein of 589 amino acids.
AUGAAAACAUAUCCGUUGGCAUACCAAAACCAACAACAUCAGUUGAAACAACAACCCCAGUUAAAACAACAACGCAAAAAACGACUACUACAACGAAAGCAACAACAACAGCAGCAGCAAGAGAAACAGCAACCGAAACAUAAAGUUGGUAAAGAGGAAACGGAUGUUGCACUUGUUGUUGGCCGGGCAGCAUGGUGGAUUCCUGUAUUGGCAACAAACAACAAUAUGCGAAAUUUAACAUUCGCCCAAGCAUUGAGAGAUUUUCUACAAAAUGUUUCAUUUCAUUGUUAUGGAAAAUUAGUUGAAACAGGACGUCGUUAUCAAGAGAGACUAUUUUGGUUGGUUUUCCAUAUAGCAGCAUUGUCUACGCUAAUUAUUUUCCUUUUGAAUAAUCGCAAUACUGGGGGUCAACUAUUGGCGACAACCAUAUAUGAUCCAUUGUAUCCCAUACGUAAGGUACCGUUUCCAACAGUUUCUAUUUGUUCAAUAAAUCGCAUCUCGAAUGCCUCUGCCACACGUUACGCCGAAGAACUCAAUAGAAAGGAUCCCCGCAAACGUGGAGUAAACUUUUUUUAUGAGCAAAUUAAAAUGCUGCAAUACAACUAUUAUGUACAAGAUGACAUAAGGGAUUACUAUAAGGCCCUCACAUUUCAACGAUUUUUGGACAUAUACGAUCGAGAAGAUACCGAAUUGUUUUACAAUACCAGGAGGCGAAUGGCUAAGCUUACUCCCAACUGUUCAGAUAUUUUAGUACAAUGUCGUCUUGGUGGCAAAUACAUUAACUGUGCUGAAGAAUUUCAGGAAACAUUUACAUCGAGAGGCCUAUGUUGUACAUUUAAUAACAAUAAAAAGUAUUCGAAAGAACGCAGUUUUCGCAAACGUUAUUUUGGAGAAAACCUGGGCCUAAUAUUAUUGCUAAGUUCUCCACAAAAGGAUUCUUUUUACAAAAUGUUCACUCUAGAUGGCUUUAUAGUUGAUAUCCACUCACCAACAUUAUAUCCUGAUCACUCCUCGGGUGGUGUUGAAGAGCGUUUUGUGCAAACUGGCAUCGAUACGUACUUAGCAGUGACACCACGAAUAUUUCAAACUGUUAGUGAAGCUAGAUUUUUAAGACCUAAAGCUCGAAAUUGUUUAUUUAAUGACGAACUUCCUGCAUCGUAUGGGAAUGAUUAUACUUUUAACAAUUGUGUAACACUUUGUCGUAUCCGCAGUAUUUUUAUACUGUGCGGUUGUAUGCUGUUUCCAACACCUUAUGAAAACUUGACCAAUCCUAUAGAUACAGUAUUCUGUAGUUUGCAACACAAAGAGUGCUUAAUGCGUUAUGACUUUAAAUGGUAUAAUGUCAUAACACAAAGACAGAAUAUACGUGGUCUUGAACGUGAAAUGGAAGAUGCAUUAUAUUGUCCAGAUUGUUUACCCUCAUGUUCGGAAACAAAGUACAGUGUACAAGUAAUGGGUUUGCCAUUAAACGAAUACAAUAUGAAAUCAUUUCCUGAAUACAAGAAAAAUUACACCGAUUUAGCUUUGGUGCGUAUAUUUUUCGGCGAAACAAGUGCCGUAUUUUUCAAAAGAGUUCUAGUGGAUUCGUGGUUCGAAAUAUUCAGUCAUGUUGGUAAUAUUUGUGGUAUAAUUGCUGGAUUUUCAUUAAUUGGUAUUUGUGAAGUGGUUUUCUUUUGCAUACAACAAUUAUUUAGAGCCUAUAAAAAUGAAGUACAGUGGGAUGGAAAUCGUAGGGUUAAUGCAGAUCAACCACUUAUGAUAUUACCAUAA